Coffea eugenioides is the source of this 4047-nucleotide messenger RNA. RefSeq lists its product as uncharacterized. The record is from RefSeq and is a predicted model, not a curated record. Gene Ontology annotation, biological process: mRNA 5'-splice site recognition; RNA processing. The transcript is spliced from 12 exons. The coding region runs from base 59 to 3820 and encodes 1253 amino acids. Gene Ontology annotation, molecular function: protein binding. Gene Ontology annotation, cellular component: U2-type prespliceosome; commitment complex; U1 snRNP. Lineage: Eukaryota; Viridiplantae; Streptophyta; Magnoliopsida; Gentianales; Rubiaceae.
GUAAGAAAAACCUGGGCAGCUGUCACGUUCUCUGCAUUUAAUCUAUGUUCAGGCACAAAUGUAUAUAGACUCUGAAGUAUUGGGAGAAGGAUUAACAAGCACCGGAGGAGCAAUUUUGAGUUAUUCUUCUGCAUUGGCGGCCGUUUUACCCAUGGAUGAUGAGGCGGACAAGAAUUCUAAUGCUGCUGCACCACAUAAUCCAGACGAGCAAGCUCAAGCAGCUGCUUUUCAUAAAAGAGUACAUGAAAUGGUUGCUAGAGAUUCACGUAAUUUUGAUUCUUGGACUGGACUAGUUCAGGAGGUUGAAGGAAUGUGCCCUGAUAAUUUGGAUCUCAUCGCAUUAGCAUAUGAUUCAUUUUUAUCAAUGUUCCCUUUGUGCCAUUGGUAUUGGACAAAGUAUACUGAUCACAUCAUACGGCUAUCAGAUGCUCAUAAAGCUGUUAAAGUUUAUGAACGUGCAGUGGAUUCAACACCAUUCUCCACUGGCUUGUGGGUCGACUAUUGUUGUUUUGGCAUGUGUUUCUAUGAGGAUCCAUCUGAUGUUCGUAGGUUGUUCAAAAGAGCCCUAUUGUUUGUGCGGAAAGAUUACUUUUGUCAUGCCUUAUGGAAUCAGUACAUAAAAUACGAAUUUACUCAGCAACACUGGGGCUUUCUUGCAAAUAUUUACCUCCAAGUUCUCAAGUUCCCUACGGAGUAUUUGGAUAGAUAUUAUGAGAAUUUCAAACAGUUUGUUGUGGGACUGGAUGAGGAGAUGAAGAAGCACGAGAACUGCAGUGCAGAUGCAGACGCUGGAUCUCUGCCAAACCAUUCAGCUAAGUUGUCUGAAGAUGAAAUUAUUCAAGUCAUUGAGGACUUGCAGAAUGCUUCUAAUGAAGCCCUCCUACGAAAAGCAGUAAAUAAAUAUAAACUUAUAGGUGAAAUAUUCUACCAGAAAGCAAAGGAGUUGGAUGAAAAAAUAAAAAACUUUGAAACUAAUAUUCAGAGACGAUAUUUUGAUACCGCACCACUUGAUGAUGCACAGCUGAAAAAUUGGCAUCACUAUCUGGACUUUAUCGAGAAGCAAGAUGAUUUUGAUUGGGCUCUGCAACUGUAUGAGAGAUGCUUGAUUACCUGCACUAAUUAUCCAGAGUUCUGGAUGCGUUAUGUGGAGUUCAUGGAAAGCAAGGGAGGACGAGAACUGGCAAAUUCUGCACUACAACGAGCUACGCAAGUCUUUCUGAAGGGUGUGCCCGAAAUCCAUCUUUUUAAUGCCAGGUAUAAGGAGCGAAUUGGAGAUGUGAAUGCUGCAGUUGCUGCAUUUCUCAACUCUGACGUUCUAUCUGAUUCCUUACCCAGACAUAUUGUAGAGCUGGCAAAUAUGCGAAGGCGUCUGGGUAAUCUGGAAGCAGCUUCUGAUACAUUAAAAAAUGCAAUUAAUAUGGCAGAAAAGAAGCAGAAGUUGCAUAGUUUACCUAGCCUGUUCAUUCACUAUUCUCGGCUCAAAUAUAUGAUCACAGGAAGUGCAGAAGCUGCUAGAGAUGCUUUAAUAGAUGGAAUUCAACGGAUUCCUCAUUGCAGUAAACUUUUGGAGGAAUUGAUUAAAUUUGCAAUGAUGCAUGAAGGAGCCAAACAAGUAGAUCUAAUAGACUCAAUUAUAGGUCAUGCAAUUUCUCCCAGCUCUGAGGGAACCUCUGGUCUGGCCCUUAAAGAUCGAGAACACGUAUCAUCUUUGUUUAUGGAGUUUGUGGACCUUUGUGGAACAGUGCACGAUAUUAGUAAGGCAUGGAAUCGUCACAUUCAAUUGUUUCCACAGUUGGUCAGGAACAAUCUAAUGGAUAAGGAGCUCGACUUAGGAAAAUGCCUGUCUGAUCAAAUGUUGGUCAUAAGAGAGAGCGGUUCUUGUGCCUUUCCUAAUUUGCUAGAUGAAGACCAGCAUAGUAACCAACCAGUCGAAGAGCAGGUAAGCUUGUUACCAGCAAAUCAUGCCAGCAAGGAUGAAUUGGUUUCUGCUGAUCAGACCCCACAGAAAUGCAAUAACACAGUUGACUGCGAGAGAGGGGAACACUUAUCUACCCAGGAGGCAGACAAGCGAAACUUUGGUGCAUUUGAAGUGGAUGAAGUAGCUCAUCACUCAAUGCUUCAAUCAGCAGAUGAUACACCUAGAGUAAUGGAAUCAAUGGACAACUUGACGGAACAGCAUAAAGAAAAUGUGCCUGCACAGAUGACUCCUGCAUCAGUUCAAAUUUCAAGUAAAGCUACCUCAGAACCAAAUGCAUUGACUUCUAACUCUAAUUGCCAGUCAAGUGCAACUGUUAUUUUAGAAUCUGCAGAAGAGCAUUCCUGUCCAAUGAAUAUGCAAGACCAAAAGCACAAACAGCAUCCUAAUCCAGUUUCUUUUGGUAAUCUUUCCUUAAAUUCUCAGGAAAAGGCCUCUCAGAAAUUAAUUGCUAUGGCUUCUGAUGAACAUGAUGCUGCUUCAGAUAUUUCCAAGUCUACAGAUUGUUUGAAUGCAAAUAGUCCUCCAAACAGAACUGCAGCUGCUGAUUCUGUUGAAGUUCAAGAAUCCCCAGAUGAAACUAGAUCGGCUGGCUUGUUAUCCUCAGCAACUCAACAAGUGAGUACACCAACGAAAAUGCAUCCAAGUUCAAUGCUGUCCCCCAGUGCCGGUGGAGAAUGCCAUCAAAUGCUCAAGGGUACAGUUUCUGAAGGAAAAUCUUCAGAGAUGCACUUGCAGUCCAAGGAUCUGCAGCAUCUACAUCAGCAGCCUUUGACACUUCAACAGAGUCCAACUGUUGCACUGGGCUCUAAGAUGCCCACUACUCAUCCAUAUCCUCAGCAUUCCCUAGUUUGGAAACAAGGGGACCACGCUGAAGUUUAUUGCAAGGAAAAUGCUCCACAGGAGAAUCUAGCAAGUAAACAUGUCUGGCUGGUCAAUAGUAUGCCAGACAUGAGCUCCUCAUCCACAAAUCCAUCACAUAUCGCAACAGAUCAUGGUCAAACAUUAAGUCAGACAUUGCCGUAUCAGCAACAUCUUCUGCAACAGCAAUACCAACAGCAGCUAGUUCAAAUGCUGCCACUGCAUCAUCAACACCAACAAUCAUAUUUGCACCACCAGCAGCUUCUGCCACAACAACAGCAACAACAUCAGCAGCAAGCGUCUUCCUGGCAACAACAGCAAUAUCAUCAGCAACAUCAGCAGCUGCUUUCAUUACCAUAUCAAGGACUGCAAAUUCAGCAACAGAUGCCCCACUUGCAGCAGAUACAUCAACAGGUACAGCCGCAUUACCAUCAGUCAGCAGAACAGUUACAACUACAGCAUGCUCAGCAACUGCAGCAGCAAUUUGCACCAGUACCUGAGCAACAGCUGCAGCUAUAUCAUCAGUCACAAAAGCUUGCCUAUGAUAUGCAUCAACAGGGAUAUCAAGGACAUGCAGCACAAGUACAUCAGACAUUAUUCCAGCAGUACCAAUUGUAUCAACAAGGCUAUGGACAAAUGUUGCAGCAGCAUCAACAGCAUCCGUAUCAUUAUAAUCAAAUGCUUCUGCAGCAGCCCCCACAACAUCAGCAACAAGAUGAACAGCAGGAGCAUCAUCAAAAGAGAGCUUCAAAUCAGGAUCUAUCACAAGGCAUCAGUCAACAUCUAUGGGGCCAGCAGACUGCACCACAGGGUGCUGAUUCUACGCUGCUUCGACACUCAUCACCACAAUCUAUGGCUCAACUGAACACAGAAAGGCAAUCUGGGCUAGUUGCAUCAUCACACCAGCAGCCUUUCCAUGGAAUAUCCCCUUCCCGUAAUAGAGACACACCUGAAUCUGCUGCAUCUUCACACCAUGGGCGUUAAUCUCCCUAAUAUCUGCCGAUUCUAUGUUCAUUAUGACCAUCAUCUCUUUGUUAAUUGUCAUUUCCUAAUUUGAGGACGAGUAAAGCGUAAAUUAGUUUUCCUGCUUAAGAGUACGCAUUGCCUCUUUAUUACGUGCGUCUGGUACAAUCUGUUGGAUAUAAAAGCUACCUGAACAAUGCUAACACUUGAACACUUGAGUCGUACUUGAAAGCACUGUCCUAAGAAAC